Messenger RNA from Impatiens glandulifera, 656 nucleotides. RefSeq names its product MYB-like transcription factor EOBII. NCBI's taxonomy places the organism in Eukaryota, Viridiplantae, Streptophyta, Magnoliopsida, Ericales, Balsaminaceae. Gene Ontology annotation, biological process: regulation of DNA-templated transcription. Gene Ontology annotation, cellular component: nucleus. Gene Ontology annotation, molecular function: DNA-binding transcription factor activity; sequence-specific DNA binding. The coding region runs from base 4 to 630 and encodes 208 amino acids. The transcript has 3 exons. The record is from RefSeq and is a predicted model, not a curated record.
GAAAUGGAUAAGAAACCUUGUAACUCCGUUGAUGUAGAGGUAAGAAAGGGCCCAUGGACCAUGGAAGAAGAUAUGAUUCUCAUCAACUAUAUUUCUAACCACGGUGAAGGAGUUUGGAAUUCACUUGCUCGAUCCGCCGGUUUGAAGAGAACCGGAAAGAGUUGUAGGCUGAGAUGGUUGAACUAUCUUCGACCCGAUGUUAGGAGAGGAAAUAUUACUGCUGAAGAACAGAUCUUAAUCAUGGAACUGCACGCCAAGUGGGGAAACAGAUGGUCGAAAAUUGCGAAGCACUUACCAGGAAGAACCGAUAACGAAAUUAAAAAUCUAUGGAGGACCCGUAUUCAGAAACACAUUAAGCAAGCGGAAAAUUCAAACGCCCUAGUGCAAGGUUACGAGCAAAUGAAUAAUAUUAUUCACACAAAUUCCAGCUCUAGUACGAGUCAAAUGUCUGGCGGUGUUGUCGGUCACCACCCACAUCUCCUCCACACGAUAGGAUCGUAUUCACCACAAUCCUAUACCGGAAACAAUAUCGAUACUAACUUUCCGACAACAACUUUUCCCACUGGAUGGAAUGAUAACACUUGGAGCAUGGAGGAUCUUUGGAAUAUGCAGUUGUUGAAUGGCGAGUAGUAGUUCUACUACAAGUUCGCUUUUUA